CAUUCGUUGAGGAUCCCAGUUGCCAAGUAUGGGUCGACGCGAGGAAGAGGCCGAGUCAGGCCGUCGCCACGGGCGUCACAGAACGUCCCCGAGCCCGACGCGUGGCGAGAACAAUGAGGAAGCUAUCCGUAAUAAGCUGCGCGAGUCUGGAUGGAAGAAACGCCGUACAGAGAGUGAGAGCACGGCAGACGCAGAGGCUUCCAAAGACGAGGAGAAGACCAAAAACAGGGCCGAAAUGGGAUCUCCACGGCCUGCCGACGACCGCCGCUCAUCCAGAACAUCGCGGAGCACGCGGCGAUCGCGCUCUCCGCGGCGUCGCGAUCGGGAACACCGUAGUUCGCGCAGAAAAUCGUCGGGUAGCAGACGCCGGUCGCCAUCUCGUUCCCGUUCGCCAGCGUCGCGCUCCCGCUCGCGCUCGCGGUCCACAGGUCGACGACGCCGACGUCACUCGUCUUCGUCGAGAAAGCGCCGCACGUCGCUCUCGCCGUCUCGCACGCGGGACUCGAAGCGGUCGCGCCGUAUGUCCCGGUCCCGGUCCACCUCAGCUACCAAGAAGAAGACGCCAGAGAAGAAGAAAGAGAAGGAAAAGAAGGAUGACGAUGAAACGGAGACGGAAAAUGAAGAGGAAGCAGACACGAACAAGAAGGAAGAGAAGGUAAAUGGAGAGAAACAGGAGAAGCCGGAGAAACAGGAGAGGAGCGAGGACCGCCACAGGUCCAGAAAGAGCAGUCGCCGGUCCAGGUCGCCGUCUCCACGCUCUCCGUCGCGGUCGUCAAGACGCAGACGCCACCGACGCAGCUACUCGCGCUCGCGCUCUCCGUCCCGUAGCCGUCGCGCGCGUCGCGGAGGCUCCCGUUCGCGGUCCCCGCGUCGGUCUCGUGGACGUGAUCGCGACCGGGACCGUCGCCGUCGUAGACGGAGCUACAGUCGUAGCCGCAGUCCCAGCUACAGCCGCCGCCGCCGUCGUGACCGCUCCAGCUCACGCGACCGGCCGCGCCGGGACACAAAGGAGCCGGCCGAGCCACAACCUGCGACAGAUACCGCCGCUCCUUCUGCUUCUACCACGGCGCCGGCCGCUCCAGCCGCAGGCGUGAACCCGACAAUUACACAGUUAAUGGCUCAGUAUCCGACUAUGAGUCUACAGGACAUUAUCGCCAAGAUGCAGGCUUCGAACGUGACGAUGGCCGCCGCCGUGGCCCAAAAACCGGCGCGUGAGCUGUACGUGGGCAAUUUGCCUCCCAACGUGACUGGUCCGCAGCUCCAGGAGUUCCUGAGUACUAUCAUUCAGCAGGUCGGCCUCACGACUCAACCUGGCAACCCGAUUAUCAACACGUGGACCUCUACUGACGGCCACUUCGCCUUCUGCGAGAUGCGCUCGGUCGAGGAAUGUAACUUGGCGUUGCUGUUGAACCAGCUGUCGCUUCUGGGCCAGCCACUGAAGUUUGGUCGACCGCGCAGCUUCAUGGGACCUCCUCAGCCGAUGCCUCAAGUCUCGGCGCGUACACAGACGGCUCUUACCAACCUGGGCUGCACGCCGAACCCGGCCUGGUUCGCUCAGCCUACUGUACCAAGCACAGAGACUACGACGGAAUCUACGCUGGCGGAAGCUACGUUGUCUGCGAUCGCGGCGGCCCAGCCUGCCACGGCUGAGGCUGGCUCGGGUCAUCGUCUGAUCAUGUCGAACAUUCCAGUUGUGCUGACAGAGGAUCAGGUUAAGGAGCUGGUCGAGCCGUUCGGGAAGCUCAAAAGCUUCACGUUGGUUAAGGACACUGCGACUGGUGCAUCUUUGGGCAGUGCGUUGUUCGAGUACGAGGACAAGGACGUUGCUGAUCAAGCUGUGGAAGGACUGAAUGGACUGAGUAUUGGUGGGAUUCUGCUGUCGGUCCAACGCCAGCCUCCAAAUGCAGCGGCACUACCGAGUGCAGCCGUGACUCCUGAGGACCAACCCAGUGCCGUUCUGAAAAUGGCGAACAUGGUUUCAAUUGAUGAGUUAAGAGAUGACGAGGAGUAUGCUGAUCUUGCUGAAGAUGUAGAGGAGGAAUGCAAGCGCUUUGGAAGCGUAACGGGCAUGGAGAUCCCGCGUCCUAAGGACGGAGAGGAGGUCCCUGGCUUAGGAUGCAUCUACGUUCGUUUCGGAAAGGAAGAAGACGCGGUUUCUGCCUUGAAGGCUUUGAACGGACGCAAGUUCGGCGGAAACAUCGUGAAGGUGACGUACUUUCCCCUGGACAAGUUCGAGAAGAACGAGCUGUUUUAAAGUGGAGACGAAGGACACCAAGACGCUCGAGGCUUAUUUCCUUUUUAUCUUGAUCUUUCUUUUGCGUGUGCUAAGAGAUUGCGAGUUGGGCUACGAACAUUGCGACGGACUUGCGGUUGAACUGCAAUGAGUAUGCUGGAAGGUUUGUACGGUAAACGUCCCCCCAGGACGCAAAGCCCGCGCUAACCGUAACGUGCUGUCGCGAUGUGUAGAUCGAAUCCAAUGAACUUGGCCUUCUAUGUUGUGUGCUCAUGAAAUUCCACUUACUGGGAGUCAUGCCUAAUGUGUGUUUUGUGUUCGUACUGAAUGCCUACUGUACUUGUAGAGAGCUUGCAACUAAAGAAACGAACAACAAACAGGGAACGGACUACACACACCACGAUGAGCUCAAAUGCAGAAGACGAAUACGGGAAUGACCUGCCGAGACUCUUUCCGUCGUAGUUGUAGCUGGCCUAGGACAAAGACCUUGCAUCCAGACAACUUGAUCGAGCGAGGACGAGUACGGGAUUGGCAUUGUGUCCGCGAAAUCCAGUCAGGUAUGUGGUUAUUGUUCUGUGCGAGAAGCUGGAUAGACCGAAGCUGUAAGAUGGCUCAAUAAACCAGCUCGCCGCUGGCUCGAGCGUUGUGAAACUCAUUUUUUUUUC
Messenger RNA from Phytophthora nicotianae INRA-310, 2898 nucleotides. RefSeq lists its product as hypothetical. Gene Ontology annotation, cellular component: U2AF complex; U2-type prespliceosome; commitment complex. Lineage: Eukaryota; Oomycota; Peronosporomycetes; Peronosporales; Peronosporaceae. Gene Ontology annotation, molecular function: pre-mRNA 3'-splice site binding; poly-pyrimidine tract binding. Bases 29 to 2254 code for a protein of 741 amino acids. The transcript has 4 exons. The record is from RefSeq and is a predicted model, not a curated record.